Molecule: messenger RNA, 845 nt
Organism: Ipomoea nil (Japanese morning glory)
Lineage: Eukaryota; Viridiplantae; Streptophyta; Magnoliopsida; Solanales; Convolvulaceae
Product: probable inactive nicotinamidase At3g16190
Exons: 5
Coding region: 69-659 (196 amino acids)
Source: RefSeq, a predicted model, not a curated record
CUUGGAAAUUCAAUUCAAUUCAAUUCAAGAAUAGCUUAUAGCUCUCCUGAGCUGCCCCUUUUACUUCAAUGGCCUCCGGGAAAUGGAGGAACACUGCUCUUCUCAUCAUAGAUAUGCAGAAUGAUUUCAUAUUACCAGGUGGCCCUAUGCACGUUGGGGGUGCCCAAGCUAUCGUCCCCAACGUUAUUAAGGCCGUUGAGGUUGCAAGAAACCGUGGCAUCCCCAUUAUUUGGGUCGUCCGUGAGCAUGAUCCAUCGGGAAGAGAUGCUGAGUUGUUUCGAAGGCAUUUGUAUUCCCCCGGGAAGCCAAAACCGACUUCUAAGGGGAGUGUGGGUGCUGAACUAGUUGAUGGGCUUGUUAUCAAGGAAGGGGAUUACAGAUUGGUGAAGACGCGUUUCAGUGCCUUCUUUAACACAAACCUGCAUUCAUAUCUUCAAAGCAAUGGGAUUACCAGCUUAGUCAUCACCGGUGUUCAAACGCCAAAUUGCAUUAGGCAGACGGUUUUUGAUGCAGUUGCAUGGAACUAUCAGCCCGUAACUGUUAUUGUUGAUGCAACGGCUGCUGCAACACCAGAAAUUCACACUUCAAACAUAUUUGACAUGAAAAAUAUUGGAGUGAUGACGCCCACACUUGAGGAAUGGUGCGAAUCCGGACACUAAGAAGUAUUGGUGCUGGAAGUGUCUCUCCUGCUACACCAGUUGUUAAUACUCUUGUGUUUUGUAAAAGAGAAAUAAAAUGUUUUGAAGUAUCUUCUGGAAAACACUACUGUUGUUAUUUGUAAUGUGCCAAAUAAACAUGUAUGGUUGUAAGAAUAUUAACCAAAAAACAGAACCUAGUUGCUAUUG